Fusarium poae is the source of this 963-nucleotide messenger RNA. RefSeq lists its product as uncharacterized. The record is from RefSeq and is a predicted model, not a curated record. Gene Ontology annotation, molecular function: protein serine/threonine phosphatase activity. The transcript is spliced from 4 exons. Lineage: Eukaryota; Fungi; Ascomycota; Sordariomycetes; Hypocreales; Nectriaceae. The coding region runs from base 1 to 963 and encodes 320 amino acids. Gene Ontology annotation, biological process: peptidyl-serine dephosphorylation. Gene Ontology annotation, cellular component: FAR/SIP/STRIPAK complex.
AUGCCUGGGCUACCUUCGUCCGUCGAUCUCGACGAGUGCAUUUCGCGCUUAUACAACAAGGAGUUGCUUGCCGAGUCAGUCAUCGAGGCCGUCUGCGCCAAGACGAAAGAGCUUCUUAUGCGCGAGUCUAACGUCGUCCACGUCCGCGCGCCCAUUACUGUCGUUGGAGAUAUCCACGGACAAUUCUUCGACCUUAUCGAGAUUUUUCGCAUCGGCGGCUACUGCCCUGACACCAACUAUCUGUUCCUUGGAGACUACGUUGACCGUGGCAUGUUCAGUGUUGAAACAAUAUCGUUGCUUGUAUGCUUGAAACUACGAUACCCUAAUCGCGUGCAUCUGAUCCGCGGAAACCACGAGUCGCGCGGCGUUACGCAGUCAUAUGGCUUCUACACAGAGUGUUCGCGCAAAUAUGGCAAUGCCAACGUAUGGCACUACUUUACCGAUAUGUUUGACUUUUUGACUUUGAGUGUUGUAAUCAACGAUCAAAUCUUCUGUGUCCACGGCGGUCUAUCGCCCUCUAUCCACUCGAUCGACCAAAUUAAAAUUAUAGACCGAUUCCGCGAGAUUCCUCACGAGGGUCCUAUGGCUGAUCUGGUUUGGUCUGAUCCUGAUCCUGAGCGCGAUGAAUUUUCCCUGUCACCCCGCGGCGCGGGGUACACUUUUGGAGCACAGGUCGUCAAAAAGUUCCUGGCUGUCAAUAAUAUGUCGCACAUCCUACGCGCUCACCAGCUCUGUCAGGAGGGCUUCCAGGUUCUCUAUGAUGACCGCCUUAGCACUGUUUGGAGUGCGCCAAACUAUUGCUAUCGCUGCGGAAAUAUGGCCAGUGUCCUCGAAGUCAGCGACACCGGUGAACGUUUCUUUAACGUUUUUGCAGCGGCACCAGAGAACGACGUGCACAAGGAUCUUCAGCCAGGAAACGAAAAGUCUGCCGACGGUAAUGCCUUACCAGACUAUUUCUUAUAA